Messenger RNA from Cuscuta campestris, 1317 nucleotides. Lineage: Eukaryota; Viridiplantae; Streptophyta; Magnoliopsida; Solanales; Convolvulaceae. The record is from the annotation of a GenBank genome assembly.
GGAGCCACUCCGUAUUUUUAUUUUAUUUUAUUCUAUUUUGGGGAUUUUAAAGGAUCCCAACGCUAAAGAAUCCCGUGUUGUCCUUUUAUUACGGGUAACUAUAUCUACUAAUAACCUCCUCCCAUCGCCUCCAUGCCUCGCCGGGACGCUCUCCCGCGGUACUAGUCAGCGCCGCCCCUUCAUCUUCUCUAGACGCAGGCAUAAGCACUAAACCGAAACAAGGUAGAGCUUCUGAAACAAUGGUUAAAUCAUCUCCUUCAAUCAGGCGAAUUCGUACACACGCGUUUUGAAUUGUUGACUUGUGUGAUUCAGUUGUUGAUCGGAUCGACGGCGUUAAUGGCAUCCCCUCUCAUGUCGAAUCCGGGCAUUAGCUCCGAAAGUAGAGCACCGGCGACGAGAAAGAAGAAGAGGGACCAAAUUCCGGGGGCGCAAUCUCUGGAUGAAAGCAAUAAUCAUAAAUCCGCCGUGGAAUGGAAAUCCGAAGCUCAACAACGGGCGUACUCCUCCAAGCUUCUCCGAGCGCUCCGACAGGUCCGGUCGAAUCCAUCGCCGGGUCCCAAGGGCGGCAGAGCCGUGCACGAGGUUGCGGACAGAGUUUUGGCCGUAGCGGCCAAAGGACGCACGAGGUGGAGCCGCGCCAUCCUCACGAGCCGGCUGAGGCUGAAGUUCACGAAGAAACACGGAAAAAGGCAGCGUGUGGUUUCACCCGCGGCGGCCACCGGGCACAGCCGGCUCCCGAAGAAUUCCAGGCUAAACAUUCUCCGCCUGAAAACAAAAAACCUGCCCGCUGUACAGAGAAAGGCCCGAGUUCUAGGGCGGUUGGUUCCGGGAUGCCGGAAGGAGGAGCUGCCGGUGAUUCUAGAGGAAGCCACUGAUUAUAUUGCUGCUCUAGAGAUGCAAGUUCGUGCCAUGAGCGCUUUAGCUCACCUCCUAUCCGCCUCGGGCGAUGCCUCGUCCUCAUCGGGAAACCUUCUCAUUCCUCUCAGCUCCGGCCGGCCGCCACAAACCUGAAUAUCAAGUCGAUUUGUCACCUCAAAGAAACAGAACCGAAAAAUCAAAGCCCCCCUCUAUAAUCAUGCUCUUAUUAUCUCUCACUCCGAAUGUGGUAUGAAUAUUCUAUUUUCUCUGUAUGAUAUGUCUCAUUCUUUUUCUUUUCUUCUUCUGGAUUUGGGAUUUGAAUGCAAUAGAAAACGACCUGUGGAGAAAUCAUCUUCCUCACUCACUGGUUUUUGUUUAAAACCAAACCAAAAACCCAGUCACAUUUAGAGUUUGUUAAUCACAUAUAGGUCGCAAUCAUUUACUUAUGUGGUCUUUUAU